CCCAGCCUUUCUCCGUCAUGUACUCCUCAGGUCUUAUUGCCACUGCUAUUGCUCUUGCUUCAAGUCAAUCCGCAUUCGCAUGGUUCCGUGUUGCUUGCACGACUCCUCUAGUUUCGGAGCGUGUUGACCCUGUCAUUUCUCCCGGCGUCAUUCCUUCCAACCACGUUCAUACUAUCCACGGUGGUCAAAACUUUGCGGCUAACGCCACCUUCGACACACUCCGAGCUUCCUCAUGUACAUCAUGCCUUGUCACUCAGGAUGAUACUAAUUAUUGGUUCCCCAAGCUCUACUUCCGUGAUCCCACUACACAGCAGUACGAGGAAGUUAGCAAUGGUGGUCUCCUUGUCUAUUAUCAGAACCGUGGAGACCUCGACGUUUCUAACGGUGGUCCCGGUCUCAAAGCCUUCCCUGCCGGUUUCAAGAUGAUAUCCGGAAACCCUGCACGUCGUGGUACUCAAUAUUCGACGAGUGACCCAUCCCAAGCUGCGUUGGCGGAACGCGCUCAGUUCUUCUCAUGCUUGAGAUACACUGAUGGCGUUGAUGGCUACGAUGGGUACGGAUUCCCAACGACGAAUUGUGAGGCCGGAUUGAACGCGCGAAUUCACUUCCCUGCUUGUUGGGACGGUGUGAACUUGGACUCUUCAGACCAUACGUCACACACGGCGUUCCUCUCUGAGCUUGACAAUGGAGCUUGCCCAGAUACCCACCCCGUUGGUCUCAUGAAGCUUCUAUACGAGGUUACUUGGGACAUCAAUGCUUUUGCCGACCGUUGGGAUACCACGAAUUCCUCAGCCUGGCCUUUCGUCUACGCCACCGGCGAUCCUACGGGUCUGUCCUGGCACGGAGACUUCCAGAACGGUUGGGACGUUACCGCCCUUCAGAACGCCAUUGACGACUGCAACAACCCCAACGACGAGACCUGGGAUGGUGUCACUGAGGCGUGUUCGUAUUUGACAGUCCAGCAAUCUUCAGUCGCUUCGACAUGUAAGGCCCAGGUCGUGGUUGACGAGACUGUCGGUGGCGACGGCAUUAUUCUGGACAGACUACCUGGUUGUAACCCCCUUCAAUAUGGCCCCGAAGAUGCGACCUACUAUUCCGACUCGAAUUGCCCCACAAGCGGAUUUACUUUCUAAUCAGAUACCAUAUUCCACACAGGUUCACCAUCUUUUCUUAGCCGUUUAAACUUUACUUCUGGGUUUUUGGACGUUGGCACUGUCUUUACAUACAUGCCGCAUAUUUAUUCCUUGAUAUACACCAAUCGUGAACCAUUGAUACUCUCUCCACGAGUGUCAUUCCCC
Stereum hirsutum FP-91666 SS1 is the source of this 1298-nucleotide messenger RNA. RefSeq lists its product as uncharacterized. The record is from RefSeq and is a predicted model, not a curated record. Lineage: Eukaryota; Fungi; Basidiomycota; Agaricomycetes; Russulales; Stereaceae. Bases 18 to 1133 code for a protein of 371 amino acids. The transcript has 13 exons.